GCCUCAACGGCAAGAGCUAGCACCAGCACGCCUCUUAUCGAUAAGCACCGCUCAAAAAUGUUCCCCACCUUCACAUGCCCGCGCCCGCCUCGCUCUGUCCCUGCACAUACGCGCCAUGGCUUUCAGCUUUGCCUUCUCCGGCGACGACAUAGAGGAGGAUCCGAACGAUGCUGCACUCCAGCCACAAGCAACAAGUGCGCCUGCCGCCGACGUUCCGCCACCAAUUGCAGCCAGAGCACAUGACCUGAACGAGCUGCUGUCCAGCCUACCCGACAAACUCGCCUUCUCCACACUCAUCGUCACCUCGCCCAAAGGCUUCACUGCCCGUCUUCCCAGACGGGAGAUCUUCGACGUCCGCGUCCAGUUGAUGGCUGAAGACGAUGGCUCGCAAGAGAAUGUUCUCGCAGGCCUUGAGAAUACGGACCUUCAGACCAACGUCUACGAGGGCGGAUACAAGACCUGGGAAUGCAGUCUCGAUCUCGUCAAGUUCCUGCUCGACCGUGGACCCCGCAAGGACCUAGACGAUCUAGUCAGAGUGAACCAUGUCGUUGAGCUAGGCUGCGGAUCUGCCGUGCCAUCACUGCUGCUCUUCCAGUACGCAUUGAAGAAUCAACUGAGCAUCAUCUUCACAUUAGCCGACUACAAUGCAGACGUCGUUCGCUUAAUAACUCUCCCAAACCUCGUUCUCGCCUGGGCUGCCGCACUACCAGAGGAGGACAGCGCAAAGCUGUUUCCAGACGGCAACCCAUUGCACAACACUGAAGAAGACCACGGCGAUCUCUACCUCACUCCCGAAAUUCUGGCCUUGUUCAAGCAGCAAUUACAGUCCAUCGGCUUAACCCUGAACCUUCUCUCUGGCUCUUGGACGCCGACAACCGCCUUUCUGGACCUCGUCCCUUCAACCCCUCAAUUAGAUACCUUCGUACUCGGUUCUGAAACAAUCUAUUCGCCUGCCUCCCUGAGUGCAUUUGCAGACAUCAUCGUAGCCCUCAUGUCCAGAGUGAAGACGGGCAAGGCCAUCGUGGCUGCAAAGAGGGUAUAUUUCGGUGUCGGUGGCAGUGUCGAUGCCUUUAGGGAAGAAUGCGCCAAUCGUGGGGCCGUCGCAUAUGAGACGGACUUUGAAGGCUUGGAGACGGGUGGUGUAAGGAGGUGCUUGCUUGAGGUGCAAAUGUGUUGAAUUUGCAACGUCAUGUAACCAUGUUGCAUUGCAGGAAAACUCGGGCUAUCUACGCACAUUUCAAACUCGUAAGCGAUCCAACCUGAAGGCAGUGUUUUACAAUCUGUCUGGAGAGAUGU
This is a messenger RNA of Boeremia exigua, 1296 nucleotides long. RefSeq lists its product as uncharacterized. NCBI's taxonomy places the organism in Eukaryota, Fungi, Ascomycota, Dothideomycetes, Pleosporales, Didymellaceae. Gene Ontology annotation, molecular function: protein-L-histidine N-tele-methyltransferase activity. The record is from RefSeq and is a predicted model, not a curated record. The transcript has 2 exons. Bases 116 to 1177 code for a protein of 353 amino acids. Gene Ontology annotation, biological process: peptidyl-histidine methylation, to form tele-methylhistidine.